Messenger RNA from Rhagoletis zephyria (snowberry fruit fly), 1398 nucleotides. RefSeq lists its product as uncharacterized. The record is from RefSeq and is a predicted model, not a curated record. Lineage: Eukaryota; Metazoa; Arthropoda; Insecta; Diptera; Tephritidae.
AUGAAGGUUAAAGGCACUCUCACACGUGAACUUAAUCAGCGCAGGGCCGACGUUGCGCACUCAUCAACAGCUCGUCCAUUCGAAAUCGAUGAUGCAUCUCCAUCGUUUAUUAUUUCUCAACGCAACCGGCUUCCUGAAUUGCAAAUUCCACACUUCAGUGGUGCAUAUACAGAAUGGCCAGACUUCAUCGCAAUGUUUAACUCGGUUAUUAAGAGCUGCGCUGAGUUAAGUAAAAUUGAAAGGUUUCAACAUUUGCGGGCAAAUUUAAGAGGCGCUGCCUUGGAUACAGUUCGUUCCUUGGAGCCAAGCGAUACCAACUACGACAAGGCAUUGGACCUCUUGAAGAAACGGUUUGGCAACCGGCUACUCAACUUUCAAGCGCAUAUAAAAGAAAUGUUUGCGCUCAAAAAGGUGGGGAGCGGCUGCGCUUCUGGCUCUUUACAAACGAUGGCAAUGGGGGAGCAUAUUUCUGAUGAAUUUCUGAUAUACCUGAUCUCUCAAAAGCUCGAUACAAAAUCGCAAAUCAAAUGGGAAGAAGAUCUACCAAUAAAUUCACUUCCAACUUGGACAUCUACGGCAACGUUCCUGGAGAAGAGGUGUCGCAUGCUAGAAAACGUGGAGGCCACAGUACCAGCAGCAAGCAGCACUUCCGUGGGAGGCAAACGUUCACCUCGCGGUAACAGCAGUUCUCGAAAGGCACUUGUAACAUCUUCAAGCUUAUGUUCGUUUUAUGGUUCCACUAGUCACUGGAUUUAUGGUUGUUCUCAAUUCAGAGACUUAUCACCUGCUUCGCGUUAUAAGGAAGCCAAGCGCCUACAGCUGUGUCUCAACUGUCUUCACCAAGGCCACACAUUAAACAAAUGCAAAUCAGGACAUUGUCGGCAAUGUACAUCCAACCAUCAUUCAUUGCUACACAUGUAUAAAGGUGAGCAACCUACAUCGUUUCGUUCGGCCGACAACACAGACGCUGGAAUGGCACCAACGUCUUCGAUGAGAGUGCAGCAAGUAGCCACAGCUGCAUCCUCAGAAAGCUUCGUCUUGCUGGCAACAGCCAUUAUACAUAUCAAAAAUCGUACAGGGUGUUACGUUCCCUGUCGCGCACUGCUCGACUCCGCCUCUCAGGUAAACUUUGUUACAUGGCGCCUGGUAAAACAAUUAAAAUUAGAAACGAAAAAGAUAAGCACUUCCAUAUCUAGUAUUGGUGAAUCCAAUUUCGUCGCUGACAGGGCAGUUGACAUUUUCGUAAGGGCACGUAGUGAUGACUACACUUUCUCCUUUGAAGCUAUCGUCGCCAACACCAUCACCGAACACCAGCCGAACUUCGACCUAAACAUCGAUUCGUGGAACAUUCCGCCGAAUACCAAACUCGCAGAUCCGCUUUUCUAUAAAUCGCAUUGA